UCCUGCCAUAAUGUAGCUGCUAAUUACUGGCAAGGAGGCUGUAUUCCAAAGCGCAUGUGACCAGCUGGGCAUGACCAGAAAGAAGUGUGCGGAAGAGUGGGCUGAGGGGCUCCACUAGAGACUGUUCAUCUGGAUUCCCUGCCUCCCGGGGAGCCCAAGAGAACAAAGAAAGUGGGCACAAGGAGUAUGGUUCUAAUGUGAUUAGGGUCAUGAAGACGCCGCUGUGGGGCUUGGCUUUGUGGUCACUGCUCUUCCAGCCGGGGUGGCUGUUUUGGAGUUCCCGGGUGAGCCAGAACUGCCAAAAUGGCAGCUACGAAAUCAGCGUCCUGAUGAUGAACAACUCAGCUUUUGCAGAGCCCCUGGAAAACUUGAAAGAGGCGGUGAAUGAGGGGCUGGACAUAGUGAGAGAACGUCUGGAACGCGCUGGCCUAAAUGUGACUGUGAACGCUUCUUUCAUGUAUUCGGAUGGUCUGAUUCAUAAGUCAGGAGACUGCCGGAGCAGCACCUGUGAAGGCCUCGACCUGCUCAGGACAAUUUCAAGUGAAAAACGGAUGGGCUGUGUCCUCAUGGGGCCCUCAUGUACAUAUUCCACCUUCCAGAUGUACCUUGACACAGAAUUGAGCUACCCCAUGAUCUCAGCUGGAAGUUUUGGAUUGUCAUGUGACUACAAAGAAACCUUAACCAGGCUGAUGACUCCAGCUAGAAAGUUGAUGUACUUCUUGGUUAACUUUUGGAAAAUCAAUGAUUUACCCUUCAAAACUUAUUCCUGGAGUACUUCUUAUGUUUACAAGAAUGGUACCGAGUCUGAGGACUGUUUCUGGUACCUCAAUGCUCUGGAGGCCAGCGUUUCCUAUUUUUCCCAGGAACUUAGCUUUAAGGUGGUGUUGAGACAAGAUGAGGACUUUCACAAUAUCUUGAUGGACCACAACAGGAAAAGCAAUGUGAUUCUUAUGUGUGGUGGCCCAGACUUCCUCAACAGGCUGAAGGGUGACCGAGCAGUGCCUGAAGACGUUGUCAUUAUUCUAGUGGAUCUUUUCAAUGACCAGUACUUCGAGGACAAUGUCAUAGCCCCUGACUAUAUGAAAAAUGUCCUUGUUCUGACACUGUCUACUGGAAAUUCCCUCCUAAAUAUCUCUCUCUCCAAGAAUCUAUCACCAACAAAACGAGACUUUGCUCUUGCCUAUUUGAAUGGAAUCCUGCUCUUUGGACACAUGCUGCAGAUAUUUCUUGAAAAGGGAGACAAUAUUACCACCCCUGAAUUUGCUCAUGCUUUCAGGAACCUCACUUUUCAAGGGUAUAAAGGUUCAGUGACCUUGGACAAUGUUGGGGAUGUGGACAGUACCAUGGUGCUUCUGUAUACUUCUGUGGACACCAAGCAAUACAAGGUGCUUUUGACCUAUGAUACCCAUGAAAAUCAGACCUACCCUAAGGAUAUGAGCCCCACAUUCACCUGGAAGAACUCUAAACUUCCUAAUGAUAUUCCAGGCCGGGGCCCUCAGAUCCUGAUGAUUGCAGUCUUCACCCUCACUGGAGCCGUGGUGCUGCUCCUGUUCAUUGCUCUUCUGAUGCUCAGAAAAUAUAAAAAAGAUUAUGAACGUCGUCAGAAAAAAUGGUCCCACAUUCCUCCUGAAAAUAUCUUUCCUCUGGAGACCAAUGAGACCAAUCAAGUUAGCCUGAAGAUUGAUGAUGACAAAAGACGAGAUACAAUCCAGAGACUACGACAGUGCAAAUACGACAAAAAGCGAGUGAUUCUCAAAGAUCUCAAGCACAAUGAUGGUAAUUUCACUGAAAAACAGAAGAUAGAAUUGAACAAGUUGCUUCAGAUUGACUAUUACAACCUGACCAAGUUCUACGGUACAGUGAAGCUUGAUACCAUGAUCUUCGGGGUGAUCGAAUACUGUGAGAGAGGAUCCCUCCGGGAAGUUUUAAAUGACACAAUUUCCUACCCUGAUGGUACAUUCAUGGAUUGGGAGUUUAAGAUCUCUGUCUUGUAUGACAUUGCUAAGGGAAUGUCAUAUCUGCACUCCAGUAAGACAGAAGUCCAUGGUCGUCUGAAAUCUACCAACUGCGUAGUGGACAGUAGAAUGGUGGUGAAGAUCACCGAUUUUGGCUGCAAUUCCAUUUUACCUCCAAAAAAAGACCUGUGGACAGCUCCAGAGCACCUCCGCCAAGCAAACAUCUCUCAGAAAGGAGACGUAUACAGCUAUGGAAUCAUCGCACAGGAGAUCAUCCUGCGGAAAGAAACCUUCUACACUUUGAGCUGUCGGGACCCAAAUGAGAAGAUUUUCAGAGUGGAAAAUUCCAACGGAAUGAAACCCUUCCGCCCAGAUUUAUUCUUGGAAACAGCAGAGGAAAAAGAGCUAGAAGUGUAUCUACUUGUAAAAAAUUGUUGGGAGGAAGAUCCAGAAAAGAGACCAGAUUUCAAAAAAAUUGAGACUACACUUGCCAAGAUAUUUGGGCUUUUUCAUGACCAAAAAAAUGAAAGCUAUAUGGAUACCUUGAUCCGACGUCUGCAGCUAUAUUCUCGAAACCUGGAGCAUCUGGUAGAGGAAAGGACACAGCUAUACAAGGCAGAGAGGGACAGGGCUGACAGACUUAACUUCAUGUUGCUUCCAAGGCUAGUUGUAAAGUCUCUGAAGGAGAAAGGCAUUGUGGAGCCAGAACUAUAUGAGGAAGUUACAAUCUACUUUAGUGAUAUUGUAGGUUUCACUACUAUCUGCAAAUACAGCACACCCAUGGAAGUGGUGGACAUGCUUAAUGACAUCUAUAAGAGUUUUGACCACAUUGUUGAUCAUCAUGAUGUCUACAAGGUGGAAACCAUUGGUGAUGCCUACAUGGUGGCUAGUGGUUUGCCUAAGAGAAAUGGCAAUCGGCAUGCAAUAGACAUUGCCAAGAUGGCCUUGGAAAUCCUCAGCUUCAUGGGGACCUUUGAGCUGGAGCAUCUUCCUGGUCUCCCAAUAUGGAUUCGCAUUGGAGUUCACUCUGGUCCCUGCGCUGCUGGAGUCGUGGGAAUCAAGAUGCCUCGUUACUGCCUAUUUGGAGAUACAGUCAACACAGCCUCUAGGAUGGAAUCCACUGGCCUCCCCUUGAGAAUUCACGUAAGUGGCUCCACUAUAGCCAUCCUGAAGAGAACUGAGUGCCAGUUCCUGUAUGAAGUGAGAGGAGAAACGUACUUAAAGGGAAGAGGAAAUGAGACUACCUACUGGCUGACUGGGAUGAAGGACCAGAAAUUCAACCUGCCAACCCCUCCUACUGUGGAGAAUCAACAGCGUUUGCAAGCAGAAUUUUCAGACAUGAUUGCCAACUCCUUACAGAAAAGACAAGCAGCAGGGAUAAGAAGCCAAAAACCAAGACGGGUAGCCAGCUAUAAAAAAGGCACUCUGGAAUACUUGCAACUGAAUACCACAGAUAAGGAGAGCACCUAUUUUUAAACCGAAAUGAGGUGUAAGGACUCACAAAAUUAAAACACAGUUGCACUGAGGCAAUGGCCUCAAGUGUCCUGAAUGCCUGCAUUUUCCAGAGACCUCAAUGAAGCAGAAAUGUACUUAAGCUUGGCUGCCUUGUCUGGAACAUAGACUUUCUUGCCUGAAUCACAUGUGUGUUCUCAGUGAAAUAACUAACUACCUUCCACUCUGGAUCCUUAUUCCAGCAGUUGUUCCAGGAAGCUUCUAACUAGAAAAGAAAAGAAAUGAAUAGACUGUCUAGAACUUGAGAAGAUUUUAUUCUUAUUUCAUUUAUUUUUUGUUUGUUUGUUUUUAUUUUGUUGUUUACUGGCUCUUUUUCCUUCUGUAUUCAUAAGAUUUUUUAAAUUGUCAUAAUUAUAUUUUAAAUACCUUAUCUUCAUUAAAGUAUAUUUAACUCAUAAUUUUUGCAGAAAGUAUGCUAUAUAUUAGGCAAGAAUAAAAGCUAAAGGUUUGCCAAG
Molecule: messenger RNA, 3922 nt
Organism: Sapajus apella (tufted capuchin)
Lineage: Eukaryota; Metazoa; Chordata; Mammalia; Primates; Cebidae
Gene: GUCY2C
Product: guanylate cyclase 2C
Exons: 27
Coding region: 210-3431 (1073 amino acids)
Biological process (GO): protein phosphorylation; cGMP biosynthetic process; intracellular signal transduction
Molecular function (GO): ATP binding; peptide receptor activity; guanylate cyclase activity
Source: RefSeq, a predicted model, not a curated record